This is a messenger RNA of Bacidia gigantensis, 888 nucleotides long. RefSeq lists its product as uncharacterized. Lineage: Eukaryota; Fungi; Ascomycota; Lecanoromycetes; Lecanorales; Ramalinaceae. The record is from RefSeq and is a predicted model, not a curated record. The transcript has a single exon. The coding region runs from base 1 to 888 and encodes 295 amino acids.
AUGAAACAGAAUGGCACCGGUCGACGCAUCUCGCCACCGGAGACUCCAGAGCCUGACCUUCAGAACGGUCUUUUCGACGAGUGGAGCUGGUCAUUGCCCGCGGGGGAUCUCCACCAACCCCAGCAUCAGCCUACCGGAGCGACAACAGCCUUACUAGACCCCGCUAGACCCUUAUCGACCACUGGGGCUCCUGCGCAUGGCUACGGUCUACAGACACCCAUCCUAGAUCAGGAUCAAACCGAUCUAGCAAAGACGGACUACCAGAAUGUUUGUUCUAUGCCAGACGCGAUGUCCUUCCCAGUGACUGCAAUACCAACCAUGGCGCCAUCCAUGCCGCGCAAGCUCUCACUUGACGAAAACGGGAGAGAUAGGACAAAACUGGGCGAGAAAGAAUUUGCAGUUUUGUUGCAGCUCUGCUCAAAGCUGCAAGGGCACCUGGCCCAGGUCGGAGGGUCAGUCACCAACCAAGCGCCAAACGGGCCAACCAUGACACCGUCGAUGAGUCCGGCAAUUUCAGCGGCACGCCUGCGAGAGAUGCUCGAAGACAUAUCUAAGAGUUCCGAUGUCAUUUUUGGUCUCUAUGGUCAGGGUGACCUGUCGAAGCCCACUGCACAGCUGGUCGAGAAUCUGGAUCAUGCAUCGACAUCGCUGGCCAUCGCGGUCGUCUUCAAGGUCUUCCAGGUCUGCGACACUGUGCUGAGUUGCAACUCGCUGAAAAGUCAAGGACUGAAUGACUUGCUUCUCCAAAAAAGGCUCGACUUCAAUCUGAUGCAGGCUAGAAUUGUGGCUGCCAAAAUUGAGGAGAUGACACAGGGCGGCUUGGCGGUCUCGAGAAAGGUUGCGUUGAACGCUACUGGUGUGGAACAAAAACUCAGGGCAAUCUCCUAG